AUGCUUCUUGUCUUUCUCUUCUGUUACUGUUCUCAGUAUGCAAUAGCUGUACCCUUUCGUUUCUUACCACCCCCACUGUUGGUCACCUGCUCAAACCCACAACACCGUGUCUAUCAGAAGCAUGACAAUGAACUUCGUGUUUCAUGCUUCUGGGAUGAGAGAAUUGACCUGAAGUAUUCAAGAGCCCAAAGACUGCCUUCAGAGAUCAAGAAGGAAAGGCUGGACACGGUACCCCCGCCUCACUGUCAGUGGUACCAAGACUCCAUCUUGGUAAAGAAUACAAAUCGCUGGUCAGGUGAGCUGGUGUUAGGUGCAGCUCUGACUCGGCGAGGCCUCCACCCACCAUGGUCUUUUACUCGUAUCACAGUGCAGUGCGUAUCAGUUUUGUGCCAUGUAGCCACAUGUGCCCAUAAGAACCUAACAAUUGAAAUUUCCAGGCAGGAUGUCCGUCUUUUCCUCCUCUCGCCACAUACGUUACCUAUUCAUGAGUGGCAACCAGUGCAGCUGGGAUGGUGCGCACGCCUCAAGAGUUCCACCUGGAGUUACCGCUUCAAGAGUCAAGGGGGUAUUCCUGAAGACCUCCUCAUCCCCAGCAACCUCUAUAGCGAGCCACUUGCACCUACUGUUUAUCCUCAUGCAGAAAUGCACCAAGCGUGUACAUCAUAUUAUAACUAUUACAUAACUGUGCGCUAUCGCCUCCGUGGAUUCUACACUGCCUCACUCCAUAUUGAGAAUGGGCCUCCACUUGGACGUAGCCUGAGCUUCUAUGUGCAGCCUACUCUGCUCCAUGUGUUCAGCACCUCCUCCACACUGCUCAGCCUUCCUCACAGGACCCUCAAUCUUUCAUGGACUCUCCAACCCUUCAGCUCCAAAAUAACGGCUUACACACUGGUAGAUGUGCAGGGUGUGGAGGAAUGGUCUCACUCCUACAGUUAUAAUCCUUUUGCUCUGCAAAGUGAUUUCUGUGCUGUUCCCAAGUCACAAAAUUCGAGGGAGAAAGUGGUGGCCAGUGUCUAUUUUCGUACUAAUGAGAAGAUGCCUGAACAACUGGCAGGAAAACUUGAUUUCUUUAAUAAGACUUUGAUUUUCAGAGCAAGCACUGGAGCCGCAACUUAUCUCACACUCAAUCCACAGAAAACCAGAAGAGGCAUCUACAUUUUUAGCCAUACGCUGGGAUUGUACUAUUCUACACAGGAGGACAGCACUAGGAAGGGCUACAGCUCCCACUUUAUCUUUUACGAUGAGCAGAGCCUCUGCUACCUGAUCAUUGUUGAAUUCGUGCAGCUGCAGUUGUCCAAGUUCAGCAUCCAUGUGUAUCUGAACCGGAAAGGGACUUUGUUCAGGUCUCUAGGAGAAAAAGAUAUUGACGUUCAUGUUUUCAAUGGACAUUCUCCUGACAAAAGUUUGGUCUAUAUUGUGUGGUUUAUUCCUGUGCAACAUCCGCUGCUGCAGUGUGAGUGGACCUUCAACCUUCAACUUUUUAAUUCCAGGAAAGAGUACCUCCUUUGGAACAACACUUAUUCUUACAGUAAUGGUGUCAAAGAUGCUGCCCAUUUUCUCCCUCCCUCUAUUUUAUCUAUCCGACCUUCACAGUACAUGGGCUUUGUAGCCAAAGUGAAUUGCAGCAAAAGUGGACUUGCACGGGCUGUUUUAAAAGCCAGUAUCAAUACUUUCGCGUCAAAGGUCCUACACCCAACUGUGGCCUGUCAGCAAAGUUACUGUCAUGAACUGACAGCUAUAAUCCAUAAACCCGAUCUCUCUGAUCCAAUCAUACAUUAUAAGAGAGAGUCAGCAAUUACCUUGCAAGCAACUGCAAAGGCACAGUGCAGGACAAGUGCAAAUAUCGAUAUACUGUGGAAAAUCUAUAGCCUUGAGGCUGCAUAUUCUAUUCCAGACUGGCCAAAUCCUCUUAAGCUACCUGAUGAGAUAAAUACAAGUGGAAUCAUAUUUCAUAUACCUAGAAAUGUCUUAUUUUAUGGCUUUCAUCAUGUAAAUAUGACGAUGACAGUGUACCUUCCUGCAUAUAAUAUAAAAAUCAUGGAGUCUGAUUCAGUAUUUCUCCAAAUUUUAGAAAAUGACUUGGUAGCAAUCAUAGCUGGUGGUUUGUUCCGGACAGUUGGUGUUUCUGAUCACUGGACUUUGGAUGCAUCUGCUUCUUCUGAUCCUUAUUCAGCCAACCCCCUUGAAGGAAUCACCUUUAAUUGGUAUUGCACCAAACGGGAAUUGGACUACUCAACAAUGAGGCUGAGCCCAGAGGGAAAAUGCUCUCCAAAUCAAGCAGAUAUACGCUGGACACAUUCAAGUGCUCCAGUUCAAAAAGUAGAACCUAAUACAUUUCAGGCAAACACAAAAUAUUAUUUUAGUCUAGUAAUUCUGAAGCAGCACAAAUCAGCCCAUGCAUUCCAAACAGUUCAUGUGCUGCCUGGUUCUGUACCGAUACUAGAUGCCACCUGUUUUGAAAAUUGUGGGAAAACUAUCAAAGUAACAGAGCGUUUCAUUCUGUCCGCAAGAUGUCUAAAUUGUGCAAAAACUAGUCAAACAGUCUACCUUUGGUCACUUCUUUCAGCAAACUCUAAGGAAAUACAUUUUGAUUGGGCUUCCAAAACUGCAACUGGGAGAUCAAAGCCAUACAUGCAUAUAAAUUCAUUGGCAUUCAGAUACAUGGAAGACAAAUUCUAUACUCUUAGCCUGAAAGUAAGCACAAAGGGAAGACAAUCAGCUGUUUAUAGGCAUUCAUUUUAUGUUAGCUCUCCACCUCAGACUGGAAAAUGUAUCAUUUAUCCGAGGGAAGGCAUAGCAUUCCAUACAAAAUUCAUUGUCCAGUGUACUGGAUUUGAAGAAAAAAACGGACCUCUUACAUACAAAGUGAUAGCACAUUCAGAUCUAACAAGAAUGACUGCAAUAUCUUCUGUGCAAAAUAAUACAUUUGGAAUAAUAGUGUAUAUUGGUCAUCAGCAAAAAACCCCUCCAUCAUUUCUCCCUGCUGGUAUUCCAUCUAAAAGGUAUGCCUUAGACAUAUAUGUUCAAGUAUAUGAUGCCUAUGGAGUAUUUUCUGAAGUAACUUUGCAAGCAAAUGUUUAUGAUCCAAGAAGCAAACCAACUGUUCUUCUCCGUGAACUGUAUGGUUUAAUCACUGGGCAAAGUGGCCCUAUGUUCUUUUUCCUUGAAACUAAAGAUUACUUUAAUAUAGGUUUUCUUACCUAUAUGGUGGCCUCUGUAUUAAAUAAUAUUGAGACUUCGCCAACCAAUCAAGGCUCUAAAACUGAUUUGCGGGAAAUCCUCCUUAAUGUGUCUGCAAUGAUUCCUUUGACUGAAAUACAGAUGAUAACCCAAACGGUCUCAAGUAUUUGUCAAUUGACACAGGAUGCUAAUGAAGUUAACAGGAAAGCACAACUGUUUGCGGUCAGAACGCUAAAAGAGGCCACUGAAGCUCUAAAAAGGCUCAGGGACAAAGAUCUAGGGUCACAGGAAGCAGAAGUCCUUGGCAAUGGUAUAUUUACUGGCUUGUCGAAUGUGUUGAGUGCUUCUCUCUUAAACCAUGGAAAUGUAAAUGUCAAUGCAAUUAAAGAAAUAAUUUAUGUGACAGGAAUAUUAGCUGACCUCAUCUUACAAAGUAAAGUCCCCGGGGAACAUGAAACUAUCAUGGAAGCUAAAAACUGGUCAAUUCACUUAUGGAAAGGUGAAAAGUGGGAGGUUUCUAGGACUUUCUCUAAAGGAAGACAAUGCAAGAACUACUUUUAUCCUCAGCUGAAGCAGGAGAACCACAUUGAGUUACCAGCAGAUGCUGUGGUUUCCACAGUUCAUUACGUGUUUGAACGGAAUCCCUUCCCUUGGAUGGCAGAUACAGCAGAUAUUCAUACAGUAGUGACUGGAUUCAAAAUGGUAGGAGUCAAAGCUAAUGGUGAUACCUUGAGGGUUACCCCCGAGGUGGUGGAAGUUAUCAUGGCAAGGAAAGAUAAGGACUUUGCAACGUUUAAUCUGACAAUUGGGCCAGAUAAAAAGCUUUCCAAAACAACUGGUGGAUUUAGUAUUGAACUAAAAGGAUACUUCAGGUAUGUAUUUAUCCAGAUUUUGUGCAGUAUGGAAGUUACUUUCAACAUAUCUAUCUAUCUGGGACUCAAUGUCAGCCAUUCUCCAAUAGCUUCUUAUAUUGUUUUCCAUGACAAACCUCCAGUACCACGUGAAAUGAAUACUGGCAUCACGAAUUGUGCAUUUAAGGCUGUGCGUAUACUUUGUCUUCCUCAGUCAUUGCUUCAGUCUCCACUCCAAGGCAAUAAAGCAAACAAGUGGAACAUUUCAGUUGUACUACAAUCACACCCAAUUGUGAGAGGACAUACCACAAAGAUUGUCCGCAUUGCUGUUUUUACAGCCAAUUGUCUAGAUCUGGAUGGCAUUCAGAAACAGUGGAAAGAAGGAUUGUGCCGCCUGGGCUCUCGGACCACCUGGUCCAAGAUACACUGCAUCUGUGAAGCAAAAGCCCCCAGCACAACAAGAAGGAGACGUCAAUCACGGGAGGCUUCUCACCCUGUCAGAUUUGUAGCUGGCAACUUCAUUUUGUACCCUAAUCCUUUGGAUAUAAACAAGGUCCUCUCAGCAGACUUUGACACAAAUCCAGUGACACUGCUGGCUGUGUUUAUCAUUUUUUCAGCCUACAUCUUGUGUACUACCUGGGCCAUGAUCAAAGAUAAAGCUGAUUUGAAAAGAAAAAACAAAAUACUAGUCUUACCUGACAAUGACCCCUACCAUAAAGUGCGCUAUGUGGUCACUGUAUACACAGGAAGUCGUUUGGGAUCAGGAACCACAGCAGAUGUUUUUAUUGAAUUGAUAGGUAAAAAUGGUGUCAGUGAUGUACAUCACUUGAAACACCCACAGUUUCCAACUCUCUUUCGUGCAGCCGUUGACACAUUUCUCCUAACUACUAAAUAUGAUUUAGGAGAACUUCUUUCCCUUCAUGUCUGGCACAAUACAGGGGGUUCCUCUCCUAACUGGUUCUUAAGCAGAAUCAAAGUACAAAAUAUGCACACUAAAGAAUCUUGGCUGUUUAUAUGUAGAAACUGGUUAGGUCUUGGCAAGGCUGAUGGCAAAAUAGAACGAUCAAUUGUUGCUAAAAACCUAAAAUCAAGCUUAGAUAAAAUGGAUUACUUCUUGAUAAGCUUUGCCAAGGAUUUGGAAGACAAUCAUAUAUGGCUCUCAAUAUUUUCUCAGGUUGUCACUGGUUCUUUCACGAGGGUACAGAGGGUAUCUUGUUGCUUAGUAAUAAUGCUCUGUAAUUUGCUAUUUAACAUCAUGUUUUUCAGUGGUGCAGAUGAUCGGGAGAUUCUUUCAGUGCAAUUACGGUAUCUGAAAUCCAUGUAUAUUGGAUUUGUGAGCGCUUUGUUUUCUAUUCCUUUACAAUUAACGAUACAAAUCUUAUUUACAUAUUCCGAGGAGAGGCCUUUGCUGCAUAACACGAGAAAUGGGUCGAAAAGAAACCCCUCCUUUAUGUCUGAAACCAUUGAGAAUGAAGGCAAAUCAGCAUAUUCAAAUGGGAAAGACCAGCAUCUGCCAUUAUCAGAAAGCAAUGCUAGCAACAAUAGUGCAACAGGCAAGGACACAAGUACUACUUAUGAAAUAGAGGAGCCACUGAACCCAGAGUUCAUGAUCUUUUAUAAAAUGCCACGGUUUCCAUGGUGGUGCAGAUAUGUCUCUUGGAUACUGGUCUUUCUCAUAUCUGGAGUUUCUUCAUGUUUCAUUAUAUUAUAUGGUUUGACCUAUGGCUAUACAACAUCAAUGGAGUGGUUUAUAGCAUCCAUGACAUCAUUUUUUGAGAGUGUGUUUUUGCUGCAAACCAUGAAGUUGUCUCUCAUAUCAGCUAUGAGUACUAUAAGUCUCAAAUACUGUAGAAACAUCCCCUGGAUAACCUCAGAACAGUACCAGAAUAUGAAGCUGAUCCAAUCAAGUGUGGAUGAUAAAGAUCUGAGAAAGAUUCACCAUGAUCUUGCCAGACUUAGACACAGCAAGGAAUAUGAACCUUUAACAGAGGAUGAAGUCAUAGUCUUGAGGAAAAAAGUAAGGGCUCAACACUUAGCAUUUGUGUUUGUAAAGGACAUCGUAAUUCACCUUGUCUAUUCAUCCUGUGUUUUCAUUGUUGCAUAUUCCACAGAACCCACCACCACUUUUUAUUACAAUAAAGCUAUAUAUAAUCAAUUCUCGUUUGGUUUAUCAGAUGUAAAUAAGCUGGAGCAUAUUUACAUGUGGACGAGCAACGUCUUUCUGCCCUUAAUACAUAAUGACUACCACCCUACCUAUGUUUCAGAAUCUUGGUCUAAAAUUCUUGGUUUGCCCAGAAUGAGGCAAGUAAGAGCGAAGAAUACUAAAAAGAAAUGUUUCCCUGUUCGCAACUUUGCGCAGGGUCAUAUGAUUAGGGAAAGCCACUGCCGCUAUAAAUUUAACAGUGAUCCAGAAGAUCAAAGUAACUAUCUUGGGUCAUGGUCAAUCCCAAGCAAUCAACCAGCUUCCAAGCACUCUAGCAGUUUUCAAGGAUUUACAUACCAGUCGGACAUUGACCAAUGGGAAUAUAAAUCGUAUGGUGUUGUAGAUUCAUAUGGGCCUGGAGGAUAUUCCUUUUAUUUUUUUCCUGGAGAGCAACGACCCAAUACAACAAUGAGGAUGGAUGAUCUGCAAAGAAACAACUGGCUUGAUAAUCGGACCUGGGCAGUGAUUUUUGAGUUAACAACUUUUAAUCCAGAUGUGGAUCUAUUCUGCAGCAUUUCUAUCAUAUUUGAGACUACUGAUGUAGGUGUCGUUAAUUCAAGUUUGGCAGUUCAUUCUUACAAACUCUCUAUUUUCCAGUAUGAACCCACCUCUAAGAGGGUUGUGUAUGGAGUUAUAGUGUAUAUUCUUGCCUUUUACCUUGCUGAUGAAUUUAACAUGUUACGUCAAGAAAGGAUAGGUUAUCUUCAAACAGCUACUAACGUAAAUAACUUUGCAAUAAAGACAACCUCUAUGUUUUUUCUGUUGUUAAUUGCACUGAAAUUUAAGCUGGCAUUUACAUUGUUGGAAUUUCAUCUACUCAAUCCAGAAGAAUUUGUUCCCUUCCAUGUAAUAUCCCGAAUCGAUCAACUUUUUAGGAUGAUUUCAGGUUUUUUGGUCUUCCUUCUGAUUUUGAAACCAUACCGAUAUUUCAGAUUCUUGUACAAUGUGCGCCUUGCAGAAAAAACAAUGUCAGUAGCUUUUCCUGAGUUUGUUAAUAUGACUGUGCUUACGGCCGUAUACUUUUCUAUAUUCACAUCAUUUGGAUAUCUAACAUUUGGCCAAGGUGAGUGGAGUUUUCAUACUUGGAUUCUUUCCCUCCAGACUGUAGUUUCAUAUUGUUUUGGAGCAGUUAAACUGGCUGGUCUUUCAUCCAACCUGUGGCUAGGGAUAUUUUUCCAGGCUUCAUUUAUGUUUACGAUGAUGUUUAUUUUCAUCAAUUUUUGGAGAGCCCUAAUAAUCUCUACUUAUAAGUCAAUGAAACAACCUACUUAUGACCAACAUUCUGAUGAAGCAGAAGCAAUAAACUUUGUGGUUCUGAAGAUCCGAAGUAUUUGGCUUUCCAUCACCCGCCAGACACCAUCCACAAGUGACAGUGAUCAUGUCAACACUGUAAUAUUUGGAAGAUCUGUGGUCAAGGAUGACUAUGUGUGCAGCUUGAGAAGCAGGCAAGUAAAUGGCAAGAAAAUGGUUUAUCUUUCUGUUUGAGAGAGACAGAGUAAACGGUGAAUAAAUUGCAUAUUAUUUUUAUCCCAAGCUGA
Messenger RNA from Lacerta agilis (Sand lizard), 7772 nucleotides. Its product is annotated as polycystic kidney disease and receptor for egg jelly-related protein-like. Gene Ontology annotation, biological process: detection of mechanical stimulus. The record is from RefSeq and is a predicted model, not a curated record. NCBI's taxonomy places the organism in Eukaryota, Metazoa, Chordata, Lepidosauria, Squamata, Lacertidae. Gene Ontology annotation, molecular function: calcium ion binding; protein binding; calcium channel activity. The transcript has a single exon. Gene Ontology annotation, cellular component: membrane. Bases 1 to 7719 code for a protein of 2572 amino acids.